Messenger RNA from Plasmodium inui San Antonio 1, 195 nucleotides. RefSeq lists its product as hypothetical. The coding region runs from base 1 to 195 and encodes 64 amino acids. The record is from RefSeq and is a predicted model, not a curated record. NCBI's taxonomy places the organism in Eukaryota, Apicomplexa, Aconoidasida, Haemosporida, Plasmodiidae. The transcript has a single exon.
AUGGAAACGACCCCAAACAUAGCAGAUAAACACAGAAUCUUUUUGCGGAUGUCAAGGAAGAAAAAGACGCUGAGUAUAAAACACAAAGAUUUACAGGCCUCAUAUACAAAGACACAAAAAGACAAUAAGACGAGGGCGCUCAGCACGAUGAUAAUGACGUACCUGGAGCAGAACAGCUUCAGAGGCAAAAUAUAA